Molecule: messenger RNA, 1191 nt
Organism: Trichechus manatus latirostris (Florida manatee)
Lineage: Eukaryota; Metazoa; Chordata; Mammalia; Sirenia; Trichechidae
Product: arylacetamide deacetylase-like
Exons: 5
Biological process (GO): positive regulation of triglyceride catabolic process
Cellular component (GO): endoplasmic reticulum membrane
Molecular function (GO): serine hydrolase activity; triacylglycerol lipase activity
Source: RefSeq, a predicted model, not a curated record
AUGGGAAAAAAGACUCUUUUGCUUCUGAUGGUGGGAGUCCUCCUGGCAUAUUAUGCUUACACACCUUUCCCAGAUAAUGUCGAAGAGCGGUGGAAACUGAUGUAGAUAUCCGCACAUACGAAAAUCGUAAUAGAUUUGGCUCGAUUUGCUGAACAAUUGGGAAUCAGCAGUUUACUGAAUGCUGCAAAGUUCGUUCUGAGCUUUCAAGAAGUCCCACCCACAUCUGAUGACAAUGUCACUGUGACAGACACAACUUUCAACAACAUUCCAGUUCGUGUAUAUGUGCCAAAGCGAAAGUCAGAAACACCAAGAAGGGGUUUAUUUUAUAUUCAUGGUGGUGGUUGGUCUAUGGGGAGUGCUGCUAUGUUUGCUUAUGACCUUCUGUCAAGGCAAACAGUUGAUAGACUUAAUGCUGUUGUGCUAUCAACCAACCACAGACUAGCACCUGAAUAUCAUUUUCCAAUUCAAUUUGAAGAUGUAUAUACUGCAUUAAGGUGGUUCUUACACCAAGAUGUUCUUGAAAAAUAUGGUGUAAAUCUUGGUAGAGUCGGUAUUUCUGGAGACAGUGCUGGUGGGAAUUUAGCUGCAGCAGUGACUCAACAGCUCUUAGAUGAUCCACUUGUCAAGACCAAACUCAAGAUUCAGUCUCUGAUUUAUCCACCUCUUCAGGCUCUUGAUAUGGAUUUGCCAUCAUAUUGGGAAAACACACAUUUUCUAUUUCUGACUAAAUCAUUCAGGGCUCGGUUGUGGAGCGAGUGUUUUACCACAGACAGUUCCCUUGAAAAAGCCAUGCUGUCCAAACAACACGUACCAGUGGAAUCAAGCCACCUGUUCAAAUUUGUUAAUUGGAGUUCCUUGCUCCCUGAGAGGUUUAAGAAAGGUCACAUUUAUAAGAAUCCAACUCCCAGUAGAUCUGAACUGGCUAAAAAAUAUCCAGGGUUCCUAGAUGUGAGAGCUUCACCCUGGCUGGCUGAUGACAGCAAGUUGUGUAAUUUACCCCUGACCUAUAUCAUCACCUGUCAAUAUGACGUCUUAAGAGAUGACGGACUCAUGUAUGUCACCUGACUUCAGAAUGCUGGCAUUCAGGUGACCCAUAACCACACAGAGGCUGCUUUCCACACAUCACUUUAUCAAUAUUGUCAUCAUUAUUUUAAACUCCCCUAUCAAAAACUUAUCAGACGUCAUUGCUAA